This is a messenger RNA of Chlamydomonas reinhardtii, 14570 nucleotides long. RefSeq lists its product as uncharacterized. Bases 625 to 13449 code for a protein of 4274 amino acids. The transcript is spliced from 41 exons. The record is from RefSeq and is a predicted model, not a curated record. Lineage: Eukaryota; Viridiplantae; Chlorophyta; Chlorophyceae; Chlamydomonadales; Chlamydomonadaceae.
GUUAACAAACAUGUGCUUCAGUGGACGGCGCAUUCAACGAAUGGGGUUCACCUCACUCAAACUCCUUCGCCUCACUCUUGUAGGAAAAUCGCUUGAAAAUAGCUGGGGACCAAAGCAACUAUGUUCUGCGAGCGAGACCCAGUCUAGCAGCCUGGGUGAAGGUGAAGCUUGGCAGAGCGAGCGGCGGUUGGCAUGGGCAAACCUCAAGUGUUCGGGUACGCGUGCAUCGCCAAGGAGGCUGCCCUGGCUAACAUCUACUGUAAAGCCAAGAAUACAAGCGCCCAAUUCUGUUACCUGUCUCGCUCUACCUACUCGCCGGCUGACUCGCGCCCAAGACGUUGAGCUCUUUUUGUUUAUCCAGCACUAAGAAAAUACGCACCCUCUUGCUUCAUCGCCUCCAUAGAAAGACAACGAAAAGCAGAAAUAGGGGCACCGACCGUCUCGGCCGCUUUGACCUCUACGUUUUAGUCUUGGCCUUGCGCGCUAUCAAGUUUGGACCGUGCUGCCAGGCAGCGGUGCCACAGUCAUGCCUCUGUCAGCGGCAAGCAAGCCUGCCCGAUAACUGAGCUUGACGCAAUGCCUCCGCGGUGGAGCCAAGGCUCUGGGCGUCAGAGGCGCAAUAGGAUGGAGCCAAAAAGUCUCCUGUUAGCUGCUCUGGCGCUAAUAGCAGCGUUGACAGGGAGCCGGGCUGCCUCGGUGUGCGAGGUGGUGCUUGAGGCUGACCCUGCCGAUGGCAUCACGUUGCUGCCUGAAGGAAAAAGGAUCUUCUGCACUGGCGACCCAGUGGCAUUCACGACGGGAUCCAACUUCAUUCCAGACAACAAUGACAACAGCACCUGGCAGCUGACGGGGCCAUUUGGCUCCGCCAGCGUCCAGUUUGACGAUGUACUGAUGUUCCCCGCGGCAUACACGGUCUUGACUGGAGCUUCAGACGUCGUCUUUACCAACAUCACUAUCCGGAACGUGGACUACGGCGGCGACCAGGCCAUAUUUGGACUCAGCAGCUGCACCAACUGUACAAUUCAGAACUUGUACCUGGAGGGCAUGCGGGCUCAGGUCCAAAGCACCAACGUGUUCCUCAUUGACGCCCUCAGCACCGUAACCAUUGAAAAUGCGGUGGUCACAGGCCUGGGUCAGGUGCCUGCGAAUGGCGGCGUGGGCAGCCCAUGCAGCGCGUUGCACGUGCGCGACAGCGAGGUCGUGCUACAAAAUGCGGUGUUCACGAACCUAGCCGUCAACGUGUUCGCCACGGUCAUGGUGUCCGCCGAUCCUUUUACCGCCGGUAGCAGCAGCAAGCUUACGGUGCGCAACACCACUUGGCGCGACCUGACGCUCAGCACGGUUGAUCCGGGCCUCAUUUCGACCUACCAACCGGGCCGUAUUGCGGCCUUGGUCGGCGGCGGUGCGGUGCUUGAGCUGGGCGACGGCGUCAUAGUAGCGAACGUGCAACUGGCGGGCGCAGAUCAAAGCACAGGCAAGCCCGCGGACUCACUGUUCAGCUUUGAUACAGCAGGCGCCACAGUCACUAUCAGCCCCAGCGUGCAGCUCGACGCAGCUGCUGUCAACGCCGGUGCCGUCUUCACGGUGCCGGUGGCCAGCGGCGAGACCAUCGACAGCAGCAGCGCCUGGUUUCCGUACAUGAUGUACGGUGCUACUUUCACUGCCAACGACAUUACACUGUCGCUCAGCGACGUGGCACUGCAGGCUGGAUUGCAGCUGCACGGCACCGGGGCGACGCUCAAUCUGCGCAAUGUGACGAUGGGGCAGCUGACGCUGGACACGCCCGGGCUGACGCCUCUGUCGCUCCGCAACCUGACGCUGUCGGGGCUGGAGCUUCCCAGCUUCAACAACGCAGUCGUGGACAUCUCCGACGUCACGAUCACGUCGCAGCAGCAGCAGCGGCGGCCACUGAUCACGGCUGAGAAUGACUCACGCAUCACGCUGACGGACGUGACUAUCUCCCGCGUAUCUGUUGCACCAGACAACAUCCAGGUGGAUCGCUACAGCGCGGUGCUCCUGCACGCGGACACUGGCACGGUUGCAACAGUCACGCGGCUGACAGUCAGCGGCGUGGACUGGGCACCUCCAAACGACAACGGCUAUUUCUCGGAGACGCAGCUGUUCCGCUCCGGCAACGGCAGCUCGCUGGCAGUCCUGGACAGCAGCAUCAGCGGCAUCAGGUCGUGCGGCACGGUGUUCAGCGCAGUUGACGGCGGCGCGCUGCGGCUGGUGCGCGUGAACAUCAGCGACGUGGACAGCAGCGGCGCGGUGGAGAAGCGCGCGGUGGUGCGGGUGGAGGGCGGCGGCAGCAGCCUCGUGGCCAUCGACACUGCACUGCGCCGCAUCAAUGCCUCAGACAGCACCAACGGCAUUGCUCUGAGUGUGCUCCAGCCGGGCGCCGUCACGCUGUCUGGAUUCAUGCUUGACGGCGUGUACGGGCCCAAAUCCUCGGCGAUCCAGCUUCUGCUGAAGAACAGCACCGCGCCCAUCACGCUGAGCGGCCUCAACAUCCACAGCGCCACGUCAGCGUCGGCGCUGAAGGUGUCGGAGCCAGGCAGCCAGAUCACGGUGCAGCACAGCUUGUUUGAGGACUGCGUCAGCAGCGCGGGCGGCACGUUUGCGCUGACGGGCUGCAACUCGGACAACUCCACCAUGCAGCUGCAGCUGCUCAAUGUGACGUUCAACCGCAACACCGGCGGUAACGAGGGCGGCGGCGUGCAGACGGUCAUGUGCCAUGUGCUGGUUCGGGACAGUGUCUUCACGCGCAACGCAGCCGCCAACCAGGGCGCCGCCAUCUCGCUGCGCCAGGGCAGCCUGACGCUGGAGAACACCAGCUUUGUGUCUAACAGCCUGAGCAGCACAACCGGUGGCACCAACGGCGGCGCCGUCUACGCGGAGCAGUGCGCAGUGUCCAUCACAGCCAGCACCUUCACGCGCAACAGCGCCUUGGGCGCUGGCGGGCGCGGCGGCGGCCUGUUCAUGACCGGCAGCCGCGCCAGCAUCACCCGCUCCACCUUCUUCGCCAACUCGGCCUCGGGCCAGGGCGGCGCCAUGAUGGCGUACCAGACCUGGCUCACGAUGAAUGACUCGGUCGUGGCAGGCAACAUCGCUCCCCUGGGUGGCGGAGUCGCCAUGUACGACGCGGUGCCCAAGGUGACGCUGCUGCAGCUCACCGCGCCCGCGUCGCCCCUGUUGGCGGCGUCGCCGCCUCCGCCGCCCAGCCUGCCGCCGCUGCCGCCCAGCCCGCCGCCCGCACCGGCGGGCAACCUCACCUCAGGCUAUGUGGCGCAGACCACCCUCAGCGACAGCUUCUUUGGAGAGUUCGUGAACACCACGUUCACGCAGAACAGCUGCAGCGACGGGUUGAACAUGGGCGGUGGCGGUCUAUACGUGCGCGAGCAGGUCGAACGCUGGAACGUGCUGGUGUACAAGUGCACGUUUGUCAGCAACAGCUGCCCCAGGGGCGGCGGUAUGCUGUCCGGCUACCUGCAGCGCACUUACAUCGUGCGCAGCGAGUUCCGGCUCAACCGCGCCACCAUUGAGGGCGGCGCUGUGACGAUGACACCUAGCAACGACAGGGGCUCUUAUCUGCUCAUCCAGGAGAACCAGUUCGUAAACAACACUGCCAAGAUUCUGGGCGGCGCCGUGCAGGCCGGCAGCGCAAUGGUGGAGGUGGCCUACAACAACUUCACAGGCAAUGGCGACGGCACCGUGUCCCUGUACGGCGGCGCUUUCUACGCUGAGGCCUGCCAGCUGGUGCCGGGCAUGCCGCCCACGACCGCGAACCUGGACUUCCGAUUCAACACCUGGGAUUCCAACCAGGCGCUUGGAGGUGGGGCCAUUUCUUUCCGGCUUUGUAACGUCACCAUGUACCGCGAGCUGUUUGUGAACAACUACGCGCAUGCUGGUGGUGGCGCGGUUGAGGCUAUCAACACCCUUCAGACACCGCUGACAACCACCCAGCUGAACGAGGUGACCAUGCGGAACAACACGGCCCGCCAGAACGGCGGCGCUAUGUCUGUGCUCGGCACGGGUGUCAUGCUCCUGCACUCAAUCUUUGAGGCCAACAAUGCAUCCAUUGCGGGUGGCGGCAUUGCGGCCCUGGACGCGUCGCCUUCUGCCCUGCUAGUGCUGAAGCGGAAGACCGUGCCCUUCUACACGCCAGAUGAGGAAUACUUCCUGCGGGUGUACAUGGACAACAGCACCUUUAAUAGCAACGUCGCGGAUCAGGGUGGCGGAGCUCUUUACACUGACAGCUGCGGGCUGGUCGUCCAGAAUUCGCGGUUUGACGGCAACAUUGCUGGCGAUGGCUUUCCCAACGACGACUGGUCGGACAGCGGCGGUGCGCUGACGGCUAUCACGGCCUGGAGCAACAUGUACAUCGGCUCCAGCAACUUCACGAACAACCAGGCUUUCGGUGGGCCCGCCGGCGCGAUCUUGCUGGUGGGCACCACGGCCAUCAUUGACGCGUGCAACUUCCACAACAGCAUUGCCUCGACCAGUGGCGGCGCCAUUGCCGCGGCAGACCGCUUGCGCAACGACAGCAACGCCUACAACGUGCCCAACCUUGUGGUCAGGACCAGCACGUUCACAAACAAUAUUGCCAGGCGGCAGAACGGCGGCGCGCUGCUGGCGACGGGCAUGAACGCCACCACCUUCACCAGCACGUUCAAGCGCAAUGUUGCGGGCGGAAAUGGAGGUGCUGUGGCCUUCCUCAACAACCUCGACGCUGGCUUCAUGGCCAACUGGUUUGAGGCCAACUCAGCAGACCAGUACGGCGGCGCGACCUACGUCGUCAACACGCCCAUCGUGUCCGUGCUUACCACCACCUUCCUCAACAACCGUGCCAACCGCACCGGCGGCGCGCUGAGUAUGAUCAGCUGCAACUGCACGCUCACGGCGCAGAGCACCUUCGAAGGCAACUGGGUGGGCGGCCGCGGCGGCGCGGUGCACCUGCAACCAGUGGACAAUGAUGAUGGCAACACCAACACGCUGGCCGAGUCGGCCGACUGCGUAGGCCACUUCCUGUCCACCAUCCGGCGCAUGCUAACUCCCGAGGGCUUGGCGCUGCUGGGCACAGUCGACACGCGCGUGGAAACCUACAACGCCACGAUUGUGUACGACGGCGCGUCGCUGCAGGUCAUGACUAUUGGCCAGUUCGGCCGCGGCGGCUUACGGCUGCCCACGCCGGUCUUGUCCGGCCCGGGGCAGAUCACCGGCUUUGACACGCAGGUCAACCUGGCGGCGGGCAGCAGCGUCAAGUUGGCGUCCGGCAGCGCCUUCGCCUUCGCCGACUGGGACCGCUUCACGGUGCAGAUGGACGGCAGCAGCACGCGCCUGGUGUACCUGGACGGUGCGAUCACCACGCCGCUGUCGCCUGGCGAGGUGGUGGUACUGGCGCCCGGCAGCGCGCUGACAGCGCUCAGCGACUCCAUGUCGCUGCUCCCCACCAACACCAGCAUGGCGCUGACCAACGGCGGCACAGUCUGGAAGCUGCUCAACGGCACCUUGCUGAGCGCCGACAACACCACCGCCGCGCUCAGCGUCGUGCCCGGCGCACGCACCCGCAUCGGCCUGCUGGAUGGGUCCAUCACGGUGUCGGACUGGAACCGUUACGUGUUAUGGACGUACGGCAGCGGCAGUUACCUGUACGACGUGGUGACAGGCUCCGCACGGGCCCUGCCGUACGCCGACGUGAGCGUGGCCAACGGCAGCCCGCUGAUGCGGCACAGCGCCGCCGACGCAGAACUCACAGCGCCGCUGGGGAUCACCACCAGCGCAGACCCUGCCAGCGGCGGUGAGGCCUGGGGCCUCAGCAACGGCACGACGCUAAGCAUCAAUGGCGCUACCCAGAUCGCGGUGUCAGCGCUGCUCGCCAACGGCAGCACGAUGCAGAUUCGCCGCGGCAGCAGCCUGGCGCCGCGGAAGUGGGCUGGCUACACGGUGACGCUGUCGUCUGACAGCCCCGCAACACUGUUGUCCCUACCGUCGAUCGUAUCCAGCGCUGAGGUGUCGUCCGCUCUCCUCAUGGGCAGCGUGGUGAGCCUGCCUGAGGGCAGCGCCGUCUCGCGCCUCACCUCCUCCAUGGCCAUGCUGCCCGCCGGCACCUUGAUCAACCCUGACGGCGGCUCGUGGGUGCUCAACAACGGCAGCGCGCUGGCGGCCACCGGCGGCAACGUGGCUGCGCUGCUUGUCCUGCCGGCAGGCACAACCGUGGCGCUAUCGGAUGCUGACGUGUUCACUGUGGGGCCGAGCGAGUGGAACCGCUACUCGCUGUGGACGGGCACGAUGGGCACGCUGCUGCACAACACCAGCAGCGGCGAGGUGUUUGUGCUGAGCGACUCAGCCGCCGUCAGCCUGACGCGCGCCGCGCCGCUGACGUGGCACUCGGACAAGGCGGUGGUGGGCCGCCAGGCCACUUUCACCGUGUCCGGCAACACCUGGACCCUUGGCGGCUCACUCAGCGGCAGCUACACGCGUGGCGGCAGCGUCGUGGGGUGCUCCUCGGUGCUGAGCCGUGACAGCCGCAUCGCCAUGCCCAAUGGCACCACGCUAGCGUCGUCGGAGUGGUACCGCUACCUGGUGUGGAUGGCAGCGGACGGCACGUACCUGUUCGAUUCGCUCACGCUCAGCAACGCCAAGCUGCCGGACGGCACGUUGGUAACGCUGACCGGCAACAGCGUCAUUUUCCCGCACGACAGCGGCACUACGAUGGUGGCGGCCGGUGGCCAGACGCUCACGGUGCAGCCGGGCGCGUGGCAGCAGUCAGGCGGCGGCAGCCUCAGCCCUAGCGGCGACGUAACGUCUGUAGUGGUGGUGCCAGCCGAGGGCAGCAGCAUCUCUGUGGGCGGGCCGGCGGGCGCCAGCGGCGCGCUGCCGCUGGUGCCGCGCGUGGGCUCCAGCAUUGUGUGGCUGAGCAGGAACGGCAGCCAGCUGGUGGACUCGGCUCUGUCCGUAACCUACCGCCUCGUGACCGGCUCCUCCGUCCAGCUGGCGGCAGGUAGCCUGUUGCUGAACCACGGUAGCUCCACCUCAAUCAUGUCCGACGCUGUCAACGUGACAUUGCAGCAGGCCGGCGGCUCGCAGGCCUGGUCCUUCACUGACGGCCGCACUCUGUCCGUCGGCAGCGGCGUCACCGUGCUGGCGCUUGCACCGGCGCCGCUGAGCAGCGUCGUGUUCAACAACCCCACCACGAUCCCCAUCGCCGUUAGCGCGAAGAACGGCGUCUGGGCGGGCCGGUACAGCACUCUGCUCUACAGCCUCGAGGUUGAGGGCAGCUACACCCUGGCUGAGGGCAGCGAGGUUACUGUGGGCGCCAACACGUCCCUGAGCAUGUACAUCAACAAGCGCAUUACCAUUGCGUACUGGGACGCGCCCGACACCUUCAUCGUCAGGGGCCGCGAGUGGGUGCUGACCAAUGGCACGCGCAUCUCGGUCGGCGACGGCUGGAACGAUGUGGAUGACUCGCAGGUGAUCACACACGUGCCCAGCAUCACAGAGAUGCCUGACGAGAUCAGCCGCUCCUGCUCGGCCGACUUCACCAACGGCGUCUACCAGAAGGAUGCCUAUGCGUACGACUAUUACGCGCUCCGGGCCUUGCUGAACCCCUGGCUACAGCCUGACUUCGAGACUAACGUCGCGCCACAAGUGGCGGCCGCCGCCACCGGCCUGUCCCUGGCGGAUACCGCUGGCUUCAACGCCACGAUGCUCAUUCCCGGUUACACGCUGCCGACCUUUGACAACGCCGGCCGGCCCAUCGGGGCCAUCGUGACCUGCACGGCCACCUCGGCCCCGCCCGCCACCAGCCGCUCGCGCGGCCUGAGCACGCUGCUGGUGGACGUGGUUGCCUGCGGCAAUGUGGCGGACAUGAAGGGAGGCGUGAUGGUGGUGGAUGGCGGCCAUGGCCGUGUGCUGCUGGACCGCCUGGUGUUUUACAACAACUCAGUGACGCGCGGUGACGGCGGGGCUCUGGCGCUGUACCAGGACGACGACCAACUUAACAUGCAGCUGGAGGUCUUCAUCACCAGCAGCAACUUCUCCAACAAUGCCGCUAUGUCGGGCACGGGUGGCGCGCUGUCGCUGAUUGCCGACAACAUGCAUCAGCAGGUGUCCGUGACCAACACAACCAUCGACGGCAACCAGGCCGCGAUGGGCGGCGGCAUCUCGCUGUCCCACAACAUCUCAGCCGUCUUCAACAGCUCCGUCAUCUCCAACAAUGUGGGCAACGCCUCGGCAAUGCAGCAGGGCGCCUCCGCCAACGUGGCCAACGACCGCAACGUCGGCUCCGGCGGGGGCAUCAUGGCCUACCGCUGCAACGAGCUGCUGCUCACGCACGGCACGCGCGUCGAGAACAACACAGCCUCCGCACGCGGCGGCGGCGUGGGCGUGGUGUCGUGCGCUCUGGCCACUGUCAACAGCACACUGUUGCAGGGCAACCGGGCGCAGAGCGCGGGCGCCGUCUACUUGUACAACAGCCUGCCGGUGAGCGGCACCUACAAGCCCGAGGACCCCGUGGGCGCGAUGAUUGCGGUCGUGGCCAAGAGCAACUUCACCGACAACGUGGCGGUGCCCGCGCCAGACGCCGUGAUGCUUACGGAGGGCUUUGGCGGCGGCAUCUACUUGCGCAGCCACGUGUCCACGCUGCUGGCGGACUCGUACUUCAAGGGCAACAACGCCUCGCUGCAGGGCGGCUCCAUCUUCAUUGAGUCCACCUGUGACCUGAACGACCAGUCUUGGUUCCUGGAGCGCAACAGGUCGGCGGUGACGGCCUUCACCUCGUCCUCCGUCAGCUUCGCCAACACGGUGCAGGCGCUGCAGGUGGUGCGGCCCAAGGGCUGCUGGGGCACGGUGGUGUACCUGCCCCAGUUUUACAACAACGAGGCGCUGCUGAGUGGUGGCGCGCUGUUCUCCUCGCACCCCGAGGCGCUGUCGCUGUCUUGCAACGACGCCAAUGCCACGCAUGCCUCCUCCAACCUGCCCAUCGACUACGCCGACUUUUCUGAGCCCUACCUGGCCGGUCGCGUCGCCGAGACCAUGAAGAUGGCCUCGUUCCAGGUGCUGGACAACAAGGUGGUGGCCACCUGCUACCGGCAGGAGCUGGAGAGCUUGGACGUCAACGCCACCGACCUCACCGGUAACACGCUGUCCACGUUGGUGGUCAACGACAACCGCGCCAAGGGCUACGGCUACCUCAUCGCCAUCGUGCCCAGCAAGUUGCGCAUCAUCAACGUCAACUGGACAGGCAACACCUCGAACAUGGCUGGCAUGGACAGUUCCUCCUCCGCCAUCAGCAACGUGUGGCCGGGCGCCACCGGCUCCCUGGACGGGCUGUACGGCACCGUGUCCACGGAUGCAGGCGUUAUGGCGUUGGACGGUGGCUCGGGUAGCGCCGGCGGCAACUCCAUUACGGCGGGCACGCUGGCCGAGGCGCCGUUCUUCAGGUCGUGGCCCGAUAGCGUGUUCGACAACGACACGCAGACGGACCGCCGCACUGUGAGCUACCACAUCACCACGCUCUCCAAUAAGCCACUGGAUCUGUCCAUCUUGCUUCUAGAUGCGCUGGACCAGGUGGCGUCAGAGAACACCACGCUGCGCCAGGCGCAGGUGCGCGCGCGCUACCUCAACUCCAGCAACGGCUGCUUUGCGGAGCUGCUGGGCGGCAUUGAGGGCGUGGCGCGCAACGGCACGGCUGUCAUGAGCGCCAUGCGCCUACGCGCGCUCAAGGGCGACAACUACACCAUCCAGUUCAAGGUGGAGGACUCGAUCUUCUCCGGAACGGUGGAGCCGCUGACGAUCAACAUUUCAGUGCCGGCCUGCAGCAUCGGCGAGGUGCCGCGUGACAACGGCUUCCUGUGCCAGAAGUGCGACCCCCGCUCCUUCAGCCUGUGGCAGGACACGGAGCCGCUGGUCAACUGCACCUACCCCGCCAUUUCCGACAUCACCUGCCAGCCCUGCCCCGACGGCGCCGAGUGCCCGGGCGGCGCGGUGGUGGUUCCCAUGCAGGGCUACUGGCAGUCGGCCGCCAACAGCACCUUCAUGAAUGCAUGCCCUAACCCGGAGGCCUGCCGCGACGGCGACGACGACAUGCAGAAUAUGCUGGUCACGUGCCAGGAGUGGUGGUACUCGCGGCCGGCCGACUUCAACUACACAGCCUACAUCAACUUGGUGCUGAACCUCACGGACGCAGCCUCCAACACGUUCGGCGGCUUCAGCGCGCUCACGCUGAGUGGCGAGGCCUUCAACGCCUCCAACCUCGACGACCUGUGUGUGCUGUGGGGCCUGCCCUACAACCACCCCGCCUCCUACGCGCGCAAGCAGUGCGCCACCGGCUACAGCGGCAACCUGUGCGCGGUGUGCAUCUCGGUGGACGGCCGGCACUACACCGGCCCUGGCGACUUCUCUUGCAACGAAUGCUUCGAUCGCACCAUCAGCGUCCUGGUGGCCGUGGCUGGCUUCGUGGCCAACGUUGUGACCGUGCUGGUGACUGUGAUCCUCACCUUCAUGGCCGACUACACAGAGGAUGAGGACAUGGCGAUCGGCGACCUGGUCAAGGUGCUGAUCGUGCACAUCCAGUUCUUCUGCAUCGUGACGCGCCUCAACAUCAACUGGCCCACCUCCGUCAGUGGAUUCACCGGCCUGCUGUCCGCGCUCACUGGCGCCGUGACUGAGGUGUACUCUCCCAGCUGCCUGCUGGACGAGAGCGCCACACCGGCUGAGAUGGCGCGCAUCGACCAGCUGGCCGCGAUCAUCACGCCGCUGGUAGUGGUGAUUGUGGUGGCGGCGUUGUGGCUGGUGCGCUUCGGUCUGUUCAACUUCCGCCAAAUCGCAGGCGGCCAGACGGGCCAGGAGCACAUCAAGGACAUGCGCACUAUUGAAGAGUACAAGCAGGACCGUGCAUCGCGCGUGGCGCAGCGCCGGCUUGCGGAGCACCUGGGCGAGGAGGCAAUGGGCACAUUCGGCGAGGAGGAGUUCAACAACGCGAUGGAGGACGGCAGCCAGCAGGGCGAGGACGGACUUGACCUACAAGCUGGCGACAUGGAUGGGCAGCGGCCGUCGCACAUGGUGCGCGAGAUGCGCCGCCGCAUGAUGGCGGAGCACCAGGCAGAGCCGGCAGCUGCGGCUGCGGGCGAGGACAACAAGGAGGAGAAGGAGGAGGAGGAGCAGCAGGAGCAGGAGGGCGGCCAGCAGAAGCCGCUGGCGGGCGUCAGCAGCCGCGAGUCCUCGCCCGACUCGGCAGUGGUGGAGGCAGCCACGGUGGGGCUGCUCAUGGACAACGAGAGCGAUGAAGACAGCAAGGGCGUGAUGAUGCCGCCGCCCCCCGCGGCGCCGCUGCCGCCGCCGAUGGCUCCGCCGCCAGUGGGGCCGCCGACGCAGGACCAGUCGCCUGCCAACUCUGAGGCGGACGCGCAGCCCAACACCCCGGGCGCGGCGGACGCCAUCUCCGCCGCGGCGGCAGCGUCUGUUGCCAUGUCGGACCCCGCGCUGCCGCAAGCGGCGGCGCCAGGGCUACCACCGCUGCCGCCGCGCGGCAGCGGCACCUCGCCGACGCCGGCGUCCGGCGCCACCGCCGCGCCUGGCGAGGCUGCCCCCACAGGCGGUGUGGGGAUUCCGACCCGCCGCCCGUCGGUCGGCGGCCUCAAGACACGUGUCUCCAUCAAGACCGGCCGCUCCCGUGUGUCUUUCGAUGACCAGGCGCUCAGCGGCGGCACGCCGAGCUCCGAGACUGGCACGCCCUCGCACCGCACCAUUGUGCUCGCCAACGCCUCCACCGACCGAGGGGGGCUGGUGCCGCCGCCGCCGGCCAGCACGCAGCGCACGUCAUUCCGCGCCGCCGCCGCGGCCGGCCUGUCGCUUGGCGCCAUCCACAACGCCGCCUACAACUCGGACUCGGGCUUCAGCACGCCCACCGGCCGCGACCGGCGCCCGCCCUCGCUGCCCACCAUCCCCAGCCUGGGCCGCGCAAAGGUUGCGGUGGCGGCCGCGGUGGCCAAGGCCGCCUACGACGCCGAUAGCGCCAGCGCUAGCAUUGAGGGCGCGGACGUCACAGCAGAGGGCGGCGACAUCGAGACCGGCAACGGCCGCCACGGCGCCAGCUGCCGCGCGUCACCGUUGGCGCCCAAGUCUGUCGCCGGGCCUAGCCGCCUCAAUGCGCAUGCACGCAAUCACGGCAGCGGCGGCAGCGGCCGAGCGGUGCCCGCGCCUGACUCCUCCGGCUCGGGAGACCCUCUGGUCCAUGGGUCGGAGAGCCAGCGGGGCAGCUUUGGCCCAAAGGCACCAGGCAGCUUUGGUGGCAAGGCAGCCGGCAGCUUCGGCAGCAAGCCGCCGGCGCUGACGGAGCGGCGCACCAGCAGCAUGCUGGCCAUGAAGCAGCGCCUGACCGCCAGCACUGUGUGGGUGCGCAACUUCUUCAAAUACGAUGAGGAGGCCGUGGAGGAGGGCGAGAUCCGCUGGGCCUCGCUGGCCAACAUCGACCGCACCAUGACGUGGUGGCGGCAAGUGCUGCUGGUGGUCAUGAUCGCCUGCUUCAUCCUCUACCCCGCCUGGGCGCAGGCCACACUGAUGAUCUUCGCCUGCUACUAUCUGGAUGACGGCUCCGGCGCCUACCCCGAGUACCAGCUGGCGCAGUGGGGCAAGGGCUAUUGGCUGCUCAACAUGAACCAGGAGUGCUACGCCGGCGAGCACGCGGCGCUGUGGAUCCCCAUCGGCGUGGUGUGCAUCAUCGUCAUCUGCCUGGGCAUCCCGCUCCUGACCUUCAUGGUCACCUUCAUGCACCGUACCACGCUGGACACAGUGCACGUGGUGCAGACGUAUGGCUUCCUGUACCGCCGCUACAACUACGACCGCUACUUCUGGUGGGAGGCGGUGAUGCAGCUGCAGACGCUGCUGCUGGUCAUUGUGGACGUGUUUGGCCGUGUGCUGGUGGUGUACCAGCAGGCGGUGCUGCUCAUGAUCGUGCUGAUGCUGAUCAUGUGGUCGAACAUGUUCUAUCAGCCGCUGAAGCACGAGAUCCUGGACCAGAUGAGCAGCAUGUCGUUGGCGGUGCUGUCAUUCACCGUGGCACUGGGUCUGUUCUUCGUGCCACCCACCGACCGCAAGGACCCCGUCACGCCGGUUGCGGGCGCCGCCAUCGGUGGCCUUAUCCUGGCUAUGAACAUUGCCCUGGUUGUUUACUUCGUCUACGUCAUGCUCACCCACGGCCGCGAGGCGAUCACCCGCGGCGUCACCCGCGCCCGUGAGCACAUGCUGGUAGCUACCAGCAAGAUGCACAUGGGCCUGACGGUGGUGCGCGACCGCGUGUCAAACGGCGCGCACAAGCUGCGCGCUCUCACCAGCCGGAGCCUGACGAGUGUGCAGUCGAAGAUGCGUCACGUGUCCGAUCGACGCCGCAGCGGCAGCAACAGUGGGCUUGUGCCGACACCGCCGACGAGCAAUGUAACGCCGGACACCUGAACUAGUUGUCAGGGGUCAGGCGACCACUGUACCUGCAGCUUGUCAGCAGCUGGUGCGGCGCAUCGCGUAGCUGCUGAGUUUGAACAAUGCGCGUUUAGCUUUAUUCCUUUCAUAAUAUUCGUCGGCUAGUGACGUUUUGCGCUGACUACCUCGUGAACUUGAUGACACUUCGUAGGCAACUGUGGCAGCCCCUGCCUGCAGUUGGCGGCACCGCUUACACGUGUGACCAAUGUUGUGUGUAUGGCUCGGCUGCUAUGUUUCUAUGUCCUUGGGCUGCGGCUGAGCACGCCGUUUGUAUGGUGACUGAUCGACGCUACAAGUAUCGCAUGCUCCCGCAGCGUUGCUGUCAUCGCAUUGUGCAAGUCGGAUUGACGGUCGGAGGAUUGUACAGUGCCCUCCACGGGUGCGACAUGCCCCCACGGUAUUUAGGGCCAUCCGUGGCUCUCGCCAACGCGGCGUCCCCAAACGCCAAAGCAAUGUGUUGAGUUUGCGCCUAGAACAGACGACCACUCAGGACGGUGUAAGAGGGCUAGCGCUGAGACGGAGGAUUGUACAUAGACUUUGCGCACUGGCACUUAAGAGGCCACAAUAUUGAAUGGCAGGGUGGUGUAUGCACAUGGCUACAAACAUGGCUGGCGGCGAAAGCCAGGGCGGCGGCGGCGAUGGCGUUGCGGGGGCUCAACGGCGAGUGCUGCAGGUGCAGAGACACCCAGGUCGCCCAGCACGUGCACGGCUUCUGCAGGCGGUGCUACUGGCAGCGGCACUACACGAAGCUACUGUGAACGCACGUACAUGGCUUUUGAUGCACGAGUGUGACCGAGCGUUGACCUUGCCUAAAGCGACUAUGCGGCGACCGUGCCAUGAAGGGCUGGCAUGCGGCCUUGCUUCCGCAAGCCCUGCCCUAGUUGUAGGACGGAUGAGACGCGGCUAGGAUGUGUCAGGCGUGUAUGUACGUGACUGAAUUUCAUGUAUCGUGCGCCCGGGGUUUUAUGCACCUUCGUCCAUGAUCACCUGGCAUGCUGUGUCAGGCGUAGCGUUAGCCAUCGGAAUGCUGGAUUAAGAAACUGGUGGAGUGCUCCACGCACGUCUGAACUCGUGAUGGGUUGUAACAGCCCGGCACU